CGGGAGUGAAGACCUCAUUGGUCGAAAAUUUAAAUUUGAACUGAAAAAAAAGAAUGAGUGUCAAAAGUGUUGUCGCAGAUCUGAUUAAAAAAUUUACUGCGAACAAGAUCGAGUUAAACGCUGAAAUAGAAUGUGUGAAAAAAGUAGUUAAACCAAAGGCAAUCAUCAUUAAGUGGCCCGUAAUAAUGUAAUGGCCAGCAGGACUGUGAGAAAGAUUAAACGAGGGAAAGGAAAAGAAUCAGCCAACGCCGAAGGAAACCUACCAACAAUAGUUGUCACUCCUCCCCCCGAGAUGAAGGUCAAGGCUCCCAAGAAACUGGAGGAGAAAAAUUCCAAUAGGAAUUCGGCGCUGAUAGAGACGACGCUACCGCAACUUGCUUCGACGUCACAGAAUAACCAAGCAGAAAAUAAAAUGGCGGAUUUCAGUGUCAAUCAGUUAAUAGCAGAGUUGUCAGAAAACUCUCGAGCUUCUAAAGGAGAAAUAGAGAAUAUACAAAGAAGACUACUGCAACAAGCGAAUGAAAUUUUAAAGGUGAAUGCUUUUGCCAAUAAUACCAAUGCUAGCAACCAACCAGUUCCUGAGCCUCGAGUGAUAGAUAGCACUCAAAAAUACAGCAGCACCAGACCAGUCUACGGUCGAAUACCAAUCGUGAUGCCUAGAAAUCCAGUGGCGCAAGUUCUAAACGGGCCAGACCGAGGCAAGGUGGACGUUUCGCGCCAAGCCCUGACUAAUGCUAACAUGGCCGCUUCGAAGGCCGAUGUCGCGAGAGCGGACAAUCAACUUAACGACACCCAACUAGUCCCCGAGAAGCUACAAGAAAUUUCCGUGCCAUUCCCCGUGGAUAAUGCCGGUGCAAUGAUAAAUAGCGACCAGGGAAAUAUGCAAAGGGUCGGCACGUCGGCGUUGGACGCGGGAAGAGGCAUUUUUUUCUACGAAACGGGUUCUGCGCAGCGCGCCGCGGCCAGUGCGCGCGCCGCUCCGGCAAGAGGCACAGUCUCGAGCCCGCCGUACAGGAUGCCGCCGGCGCCGGAGGCUGCGUUGCCGGGUGCGCCCGCGCCGUCCGCGCCGCACGCUGCCCUGCACACGCACUCCGCCAAGUUCCCUAUAGAACGCGAAGUGAUCCUGUCAUCCGGCGACAAGAACUCCAAGGUGCCGAUCCUGCAGGAGGCCAGGAAGAGAGGCAGGCUCGGUGCAGUCGCACCAGACACCCCGCCUAAAGCCCUGGCCGCAUGGACGCAUGCCGAGAACCAGCAGGCUGGCACCUCAGGCGACAACUUCAGACAGUUCCAUGAAAACUACAGUUACGCUAUGCACCAGAAUCAGAACCAAGGAGCAGUUUCUAGAAACAUCCAAGGCUAUGACUCUCCUAAACCACCUAUCCCAGCCAAAAAUAUGUAUGGCACAAAACCUGAGACACCGAACAACUCGCAAAUGAUCACAGUAACCGUAGAAACAGGCAAAGAUAGCACGAGAGACGCUCCUAAAAGCAAUAAAUCAGUCAGUAAGACAUAUCAUACACUCAAAGACAUGAUCUCAAGUAGAUUUAAAAGUAAAGACACCAAUGAGGCUGAGAGGAACAACGAACCUGAACCUAGUUUGAAUAAUAGCGAGGAGAGGAAAAGGCCGGAGCCUGAGCAGGCGACGCCAAGAGAGACGGGCACGAGGAAGAUGGAGCAGGGAAUUUAUGGAAGACCAAUGCCGCAGAACAGACCUGAUAUGCAGUAUGGACACAGCAUGGCAAAUAAUAUGGCAUAUCCCAGUCCAUCUCCACACAGACAAAUGAUGCAGCAGCAGAUAGUUCAGCAACAGAUGAUGCUGAACCACCAGGCCAGGUCACAAGAGAUGCUGGCGUCAACACCCCACUCCCGGCAACAACAACCCCAGGCGUUAGGGGCAGACGCCCUGUAUCAACAGUACGGACCACCCGGCAGAAGAAGUGCCCUCUAUCAGAGAGACGUUGACGUUCGAUCGAUGGCCAACUUCACUUCUCUGAAAACGGGACCCCAAACGUCGUUUGAAAACUCACACUCAAGACCAGACCUCAGAAGUCCUCAACAAUUGGAAAGAGAGAUCAUAAGGCAAAGAGGAUUAGUAGAAGGCAGACGGGCCACAUCACACCCUCAUCUUCUAGAUGAACCACAACCAAGACUUGAAGUCACCACACCGCAGAUUCAUGAUAGAUCAAGAAGAAACUCUCAUGGGAAUCUUUUAGAAGUGCACGAAAAUGAACCUCAGAGGACUUGUGAUGAGAGGGAGUCAGAUGAUGGAGGUUUCAGAGCCAGGCUAGCAGCUCAGGGCAGAUCUAGCUUUGAAGAGCGAAUCAGAACCAGUGGGCGUUCAAUAGAGUCUCAUAGAAUGCAGGAGAACGUGUACAGAAGAACGCCGGAAAUUCACAAAGAAUCUAGAAGGACGCCUGAAAUACAUAGAGAAUCAAGACGCACUCCUGAAAUCCAUAGGGAAUCAAGACGGACACCUGACAUGCAUAGGGAAUCUAGGAGAACCCCAGAUAUUCAUAAAGAACGUAGAACGCCUGAUUCGAUAGGGCAGAAGAUUAAAGAAGAAGCAUCAGGUCAUGCGGAAAGGAAUGACGAGAGUGCAAGUCAGAAGUCGGUGGACAGCGUGUAUAAUUCGAACAGUAAAGCAGAGGCGAACCAUCCGCAGCCGUCGUCUUCAAGGCAUACGCCGAACAGGAUAGAAGAUUUGAAGGCCCACGGGAAGAAGGGAGCUGGAUCUGGUGCUAGUUCGGAUUACGACAAAAACGGUGGACAGUCAUCGAACGUGGACUCCGGGCGAGGCAGCGUGGCCUACUCCAGCGGGCGGAGACCGGAGGCCAGUCUGCACGACACGUCGGCCGACUCUGAUGCUGUGGGGCCUUCGAGGUCCCAGCCUCAACCGGGGACCAGCCAGCAAGCGGCGGGCCAGAGCGGCGAGAACGAAUGGGCAGACUUAGUAGAAUGCGAACUGCGUCAGAUCCUGGAGCCGAAGCUAGCCGGCAUGAGGCUGGACUCUUCGGCCAGCUCCGACAGUUCUGUCACGCCGCCGCUACCGCCGUUGUCGCCGUCGUCUGACAUGCACAAGAGAAAUAGCCUUCCAGGUCGGUCGUCGGAGUACCCUGAGGACAGAAGACGAGGCAGAGAGUCCCCGCGCUGGCACGGCCACAAGAAACAUUCGUCCAAAAGAGAUCACCAUUAUAAGAAACACCUUUUCGGGCUAGACACCACCGACAUGACGUCAACCACCACCCGCAGCCUGGACCUCUCCUCUCUCCUGGAUGGGAGGACAGACAGUGACGCUUCCACGGGAGACGCGAGGGCCAUUCGCCGUCAGCUCAGAGGAUUAGAGAACAUGUAUGCUGAGGUCCUGCAGCUGUUGGGAGUGAGGAAGCCGGCUAGUUUGGCUAAGCAUCCUACUUGGGAAUCCAGGCUAUCGUCCAAACGUCGAUACGGAAGCAUGUCAUCGUUACCGUCCAGCUCAGUCAGCAGUAGACCAGUGAGAGAGAAGAGGCGAAGCUCCAAUGACCACAGGAAGAAACAUGAUCUGAAGGGAAUAAACAAGCGCUUCCAGCGGCUGGAGUCGCACGUGGUGACGCUGGCGCGCUCGGUGGCGCACCUGUCCAGCGAGAUGCGCACGCACCACCUCGUCAUGCAGGAGGUGGACGCCGUGCGCGCCGAGCUGCUGGCGCUGCGCCACAUGUACAAGUCCCAGCAGUACAUCCGCUCGGGUCACCAGCGGCACUCAGACCCGUUUUCGUUCAGCAACCCCGACCGCGUAAAGCGGCUCACCAAGUUCUUCGGAGACGAGCCGCCGCUCAUGAGGCUGUUCCUCAAGAAGCUCGGAUAUGAGAAAUACGCGGCUUUAUUGGAAAAAGAAAAAGUUGGAGCGGCAGAGCUCCCUUACGUCGGCGAAGACAAACUCCGCGCUCUUGGGGUGCCACUGGGACCCAGGAUGAGGAUACUGAAGGAGGCUGGCAUCCACCAGGAUCUCCACCACCUGUCCAGAGACGACCCUCACAACACAACCACGACGUUAGCUAUCGUAUGACAUGUCUAAAGUAGUCUGUUCUGUGGCGUUGAAGAGUUAUGAAACCACCUUCGUUCCCCUAAAUAAAAAAGGGGAGGCUAAAGGAUGAAGCACACUUAUCAGCCCGGAAAAGGAUAGGAACCGUAUCAACUCGAGGUGCAGUGGUUAGUAUUCUCUGUAUGAAACUCCGUACUGCAGUGCACACUUAUCCGCACCGUAACGUAAACGCCUCGCCUCGCGGCGAAAUGUUGCUCCCUUUCCGGGUUGGUAAGUGUGCUAUGACCUUAAACGGCUUUCCCGAGUCUAAAUAGUGUGUCCGAAUUUAUCAACUUUUAUACU
This is a messenger RNA of Ostrinia furnacalis (Asian corn borer), 4360 nucleotides long. RefSeq lists its product as uncharacterized. The transcript is spliced from 15 exons. NCBI's taxonomy places the organism in Eukaryota, Metazoa, Arthropoda, Insecta, Lepidoptera, Crambidae. The record is from RefSeq and is a predicted model, not a curated record. The coding region runs from base 191 to 4042 and encodes 1283 amino acids. Gene Ontology annotation, molecular function: protein binding.